UCAGGGAGCAUGAAGCACAGCGAUCGCUGCGGAUCACAGAAAGAGCCGAAGAUGUCGGCUCGGUCAUGUGAUCAGCUGUGUCCAAUCACAGCUGAUCACAUGGAACAUGUGCACUGAUCAUCAGGGCACUGAUGAUCAGUGUGCCCUGAUGAUCAGUGUGGCCCCAGAAGUGCCACCUGUCAGUGUCCAUCAGUGCCAGCAGUCCGUGCCCAUCAGUGCCACAUGCCAGUGCCCAUCUGAGCUGCCUUUCAAUGUCACCCAUCAGUGCCACCUAUCAAUGCUGCCAAUCAGUGCCACCUAUCAGUGCUGCCAAUCAGUGCCAGUCAGUGUCGCCUAUCAGUGCGCAUCAGUGCCGCCUAUCAGUGCUAGUCAGUGCCGCCUAACAGUGCCAGCCAGU
Molecule: messenger RNA, 397 nt
Organism: Staurois parvus
Lineage: Eukaryota; Metazoa; Chordata; Amphibia; Anura; Ranidae
Source: the annotation of a GenBank genome assembly